This is a messenger RNA of Exophiala dermatitidis NIH/UT8656, 1368 nucleotides long. RefSeq lists its product as uncharacterized. The coding region runs from base 1 to 1368 and encodes 455 amino acids. The record is from RefSeq and is a predicted model, not a curated record. Gene Ontology annotation, biological process: DNA repair; regulation of DNA-templated transcription. Gene Ontology annotation, molecular function: DNA-binding transcription factor activity; methyltransferase activity; sequence-specific DNA binding. NCBI's taxonomy places the organism in Eukaryota, Fungi, Ascomycota, Eurotiomycetes, Chaetothyriales, Herpotrichiellaceae. The transcript has a single exon.
AUGUUGGCCGUCUCGGCUCCUUUCCCACAGUCCUUGCAGCAACACUUCAAUUCGGAGCCUGAGACAAUUCGCUCCAUUCACUCACAACGUCCCUUCCCACCCGUUGACUCAGGGAACCAGAUGCUGCCAAUCUAUCAUCCCUUCGUGGAUCAAACCGACACUUACCGACCGCAUAUAUCUACACUUGAAACCCAACAAAUGUCAUCGAGAAAGCCACCCCACGAAUCUUCUCUAUCACAAUCCUUCCUAUCCUGCCAGUACAAAACACCAACGUCACGCUGGAAAGCCCUGAUGGUGCGGGACCACCUGGCCACCAACGCAUUCGUCUACGCGGUCCUCACGACAAAAAUCUACUGCCGACCCGACUGCAAGGCCCGACUAGCUCGGCGAGCCAAUGUUGUCUUCUACGACACCGCCAAGGAAGCCGAGAAGGCUGGCUUUCGGGCCUGCAAGCGGUGCAAACCUUGCAGUUCUCCCAGGCCUCACAUCGUCCCAUCAGAAGGUCUCGACACCUUGAGCGCUGGAUCAUUGACAACGACACCUAGCGCACCAUCAACGACGAGCAGCAAUACACCGGUGACGACGAACGAGAACCCCAACACCCACAACUUGAGCAACGCCGAUAAUACCGUUGGUGCCGGCACUGUCUGUGACACAGAAGGUAAAGACGCAGAUAUCCGCACAAAGAUCCAUCACGCCGUCCAGCUCGUCCGCACCGCAGCCUCCAACGGCACCACGCUCAGCUUGGCUCAAUUGUCAGCACAAGUCGGUCUGAGUAAAUGGCACCUGCAACGCGUGUUCAAGCGGCUCGAGGGCGUGUCACCGCGUGAGAUGGCGGAGAGAAUGGUCAUGAAGAGCAGCAGCAGCAGCAGUUACAAUAGUACCGCCUAUCUCGGUAUGAGACGGGCUCAGCAAGAGGAGGCAAUCCUUGGAGCUUCUGCUCACGGCUGCGAAGCCCACACCACAUCGCAGAAUCACUAUUUUGGUCAUUGUGCCACAAGUCCUGAAGAGCCGUGGGACGGAACUAAUGGAGGUUCAACCCACGAACGCAUCGCUGGAGUGGCAGCAGCCCCUACCAGGCCGCCACGAGACGAGGCAACUCAUCUCGCAUCGUAUGGGAUCAUAUCCGUGCCUGGAGGUUCGGCUACAAACGGUGUCAAUGAUCUUCCCGGGGUUUGGGAUGGCGCCAUUACUGUUUCAGAACCCUUUGGAGUGAUUCCAGAACACGGCCUCGAUUGUCAUGGGCACAUGGAUAUGAACAACUACUUGGAUAUGGACGCAUAUGUGGAUUUCGACAUGGACAUGGACGACCUCCUAGCCGACCUGUUUCCAGAACUGUAUCGGGACAACAAAAGCAUAGUCUAUUAA